GCUGUAAGUGGCAACGUCAUCACACCGCGACAACAUGUUUCUACUUUUUCCUAGGACAACGUUGAUAGUAAAGCUCAACAUCUGUUUUGUAAUCUUAGGAUGUGAAUUGGGAAACUAAGCGAGCUAAUUCUACAAGCCACUUCAUCUAGUUGUCUUUAUCUACAUACAAAAAGACCCCGGAAGUCCUUUUAUCUCCGUAUGCAGAUGUAAACACAUGGCUUGUUGUCCUGUCUGAUGCUCAAUUAUGCCAAAACUCUUUGAGAUCAAGUUUCCAGGAGAAUGUAAGACUCUUCCCGAAGGCUUCUGGUCAGCUGUGGACGUGUGGAUAAAGAAACCCCACGUUGUGAACAAGCGUCUGUGCGGGGUGAAGGAGACGGAGAGUAGGGAUGUGGGCAGAGAGGCGGUGCUGUCGCUGCUGGAGGAGCCUGACCUCGCUCAGGAUGUGCUCUCCUUCAUGACCUGCUGCAGGAAUACACCUGAGAAUACACACGAGAAGGAAACCCCCUGGGUCUCCAGCGUCAGGACGUUUAUUCCUAAAGUCAACAACUAUGGGACGAACCUGCAUAAGGAGGUUAUCCUCAAAGACUUCGGCAGACAACAGGUGACAUUUCUUCCGUUUGAAGAGGGUUCAGAAGGAAAGGUCUCUCUCAAGAGGGGAAACAUUUAUCAGUUCCAGCUCCUCCAUCAGGACUGUGAGGAAUGGUCGUUGGAGCUGCAUGUUUUGGCCUCAGACCAGUGGUUCUCCGAUGGCGUGGCGUACCCGAGGCUGCCCUGGCUGUCCUCAGAUCUGCUGCCCAAACUGGUGCGCUGGGCCACCGAGUGCAAGAGCAGCGAGUUCAGGAGCACCCUGUCCCUGCUGCCGGUGGAGAAGUACAGCGUCAUGUACCAGACGCUGAAGGAGAAGUACAAGGCCAUGGUCAAGGUUUGGCCUGAGGUUACAGAUCCUGAGAAGUUUGUCUAUGAGGAUGUUGCCAUUGCUACAUAUCUCCUCGUGCUGUGGGAGGAGGAGCGAGUGGAGAAAGGUCUGACUGAAAAACAGUCCUUUGUGGACCUGGGCUGUGGAAACGGCCUCCUGGUUCACAUACUGGCCAAUGAAGGGCAUCCUGGAAAGGGCAUCGAUGUUCGGAGGAGGAAGAUCUGGGACAUGUUCGGCCCCCAGACUCUGCUGGAGGAAAAGGCAAUUACUCCCAGCGAGAGCUUCUUAUUCCCGGAUACGGACUGGCUGAUUGGGAACCAUUCGGACGAACUCACACCCUGGAUCCCCGUUAUAGCUGCCAGAUCAUCUUAUUCCUGUCGGUACUUCGUCCUCCCCUGCUGCUUCUUCGACUUCUUUGCAAAAUACCAGAGACGGCAUUGUAAGAAGUCUCAGUAUAAAGAAUACAUUGACUUCAUCACGGAGGUCAGCGUAGUCAGUGGCUUCAACACGGAAGAGGACUGCCUGAGAAUACCUUCCACCAAACGGGUGUGUCUGGUGGGAAAGUCAAGAAACUACCAGAUAUCUGACGAGGCCGAGGCAGAGGAGCGAAGAGCUCGAUACAUACAGAGCCGCCAGAAGGCCCCUGGGCCCACAGUUCAAAGGUCAGACAUCAGAAGUGACGGGAACUGUUGCCAUGGAGAGGGAGACCCUGACAGGACCCCUGACAGCAGCUGGGGAGUUGGUUUCCAGCCCAGAGACAAGGUGGAAACGGUUCGAAACUGUGCUGCUCUCCCGCGGGACUUAGUCAACAGUGUGGUCCUGCAGGUUGCUAAUGUAAUCCUGGGAAUGACUGAAGAGGAUGGCGGAGGGUCCUCCAGUGACUGGAAUCGAGGAGGAAGCCUCUCUGUGAACGAGGCGGCUGGACUGAUGAAGCAGGAAACCCUGCAGCUCCUGAAGAAGGAGUGUGGAGGCCUCCAGACGCUGCUGAAGAACAACCACCAAGUCUUCAGAGUGGAAGGAGGGCGGGUGUAUAUAAGAGACUGGCGGGACAGGAAGGCCUCCAGGGCGGAUACAAAAAGAAAGCCCCUCGCCCCCGGGGCCCUGAAAACUCGCGCCUGCUGGUUCUACGACCACCACCCUCAGCGCUGCCCUCUGCAGGCCGAACUCUGUGCCUUCGCCCAUGGACCUGAUGAGCUGCGACCCUCGACCAAACCUCUGAAGAAGAUGAGACACAACGCCUUUAUUUGAACUUGAGGAACUUUUCUAAUGAACACUAUGUCCAUCUCUGCCCAUAGAACUUCCUGAAUAAGUCUCCACUCCCAGCCCUGAAGCCACAAAGAGGAAGAAGUUCAGAUCCAAGCAACAUUACGUCAUUUCUGGGGAAUUUUUACAAUAUUCUCUCCCUCUGAGCCAGAUGCAGCUUUAGCUUUCACUGUUAUAGCUCGCUGACAUCUGUAAUUUCAAGGGAUUCUUUUAUUUUUAUUUAUUCAAGGAAUAGAUUUGUGUAAAGCUCAGACAAUUGUACACUGAAUAUCGAUUAAAGUGUAUAUCAAACUACA
This is a messenger RNA of Trematomus bernacchii (emerald rockcod), 2475 nucleotides long. RefSeq names its product tRNA methyltransferase 44 homolog (gene trmt44). The coding region runs from base 245 to 2164 and encodes 639 amino acids. Lineage: Eukaryota; Metazoa; Chordata; Actinopteri; Perciformes; Nototheniidae. The transcript is spliced from 11 exons. Gene Ontology annotation, molecular function: metal ion binding; tRNA (uridine) methyltransferase activity. Gene Ontology annotation, biological process: tRNA methylation. The record is from RefSeq and is a predicted model, not a curated record.